This is a messenger RNA of Gilbertella persicaria, 438 nucleotides long. RefSeq lists its product as uncharacterized. Gene Ontology annotation, biological process: protein stabilization; negative regulation of apoptotic process. The record is from RefSeq and is a predicted model, not a curated record. The transcript is spliced from 3 exons. Bases 13 to 339 code for a protein of 108 amino acids. Lineage: Eukaryota; Fungi; Mucoromycota; Mucoromycetes; Mucorales; Choanephoraceae.
UUUUUUUUUUCAAUGGGACACGAUCAUCACGACCAUUCCAACUGUAAUCACGAUCAUGGCUCUCAUGGCUCUCCAAAGGGCCUUAAGAAAGCCAACGACGAAAUCAAUCUUAGACAACAAGCAGCUGAAAAAUUAGCCAAGUCUUUGGUCGAACUACAAACCAUGUCCAAUGAAUUCAAAAAGCAAUAUCAAUUGAAAACUUCUAAUGAACCUAUUUCCAAGGCCGAUGUGGAUAUGCUAAUGAAUGAAAUGCAACUUGCAAAGACAGAAGCUGAACAAGUGUUGAGAAAUAACAAGGGCGAUGUCGUUUCAGCACUGACUUACUUGGUAGCUCAGUAAUCCUGUCACACAACUUGAACGCGUCUCGUUUACUUGGUUGACACGUCACAGUAUACACUUUUUCUUUUCUUUUUUUUUUCUCUUUUUUUUUUCGCAAUA